This is a messenger RNA of Polypterus senegalus (gray bichir), 1278 nucleotides long. RefSeq names its product nicotinamide riboside kinase 1-like. The transcript has 9 exons. Gene Ontology annotation, cellular component: cytoplasm. The record is from RefSeq and is a predicted model, not a curated record. Lineage: Eukaryota; Metazoa; Chordata; Cladistia; Polypteriformes; Polypteridae. The coding region runs from base 328 to 969 and encodes 213 amino acids.
GCGUGGCUCAUGUAGUUCUAUGUUCUGCGAAGGGUUUAAGUCGCUGACAAGACAAUGCAAUCCAAACGUUUUUAAAUCGAGAAGCGCAUGAGGUUAAUAUUUUAGUUAUAUAACGGUUUGUCAGGGGAAGUAUUAGUACAGUAGGUUGUAUUUUAAUUAAUUCACUUUAUAUGCCGUAAUAAUGUCAACGUAACUAAUUUGGGAGUAGUCCUACCGGAUCUCUUGUACAGUAUUUCGCGGCACGCUCGGAGAAGGGUCUCAAUAAUAAUCGGCACGUAUGACAGAAGAGUAGCUUCUUCAGGUCAUGUUCCAUUAAUCACUAAAAUUAUGAGAAGAAUCAUAAUUGGAAUUUCAGGCAUCACAAAUGGUGGAAAAACCACAUUGGCUAACCGUCUUCACCAAUGUCUACCAAACAGUUUUUUACUUUGUCAGGAUGCUUUUUUUAAGGAUGAUUCAUUAGUGGCAGUUGACAGCAGAGGAUUUAAACAGUAUGACGUUAUAGAUGCACUGGAUAUGAAGAAUAUGAUGAGCCAGAUCAAUGCAUGGCAUAGGAACCCAAAGUCAUUUUUACACUCCCGUGAAAUGGACAGUUUGCUUUGCAAUACAGACAAAGUUUCAGUCUUGGAGAUCAAAGAUGAGACAUAUUUAUUGAUAAUUGAAGGAUUUCUUCUUUUUAAUUACAUGCCUUUAAAUGAACAGUUUAAUAAAAGGUAUUUCUUAUCAAUACCUUAUGAAGAAUGCAAGAAAAGAAGAAGUACAAGAGUAUAUGUACCACCAGAUCCCCCUGGAUAUUUUGACGGGCAUGUGUGGCCCAUGUAUUUGAAAAACAGAAAAGAAAUGGAAGAUAACGUCUCAGACAUAGUGUAUUUGGAUGGAAUGAAGACAAGAGAUGAAUUGUUUGCCGUUGUAAUGGAUAAUAUACACGCAGUGCUACAAAACUUGAAAGUGUUGCCCAGCUUGAAAUCCUGAGUCCUACCAUCUCCCAUGAAGUAUUACAGUUAAAACAGUUUUGCUCCUAAUAAUCUUCUAAAAACCGGAGACCUCUAAUUCUUAUAUUCAGUGCCAAAGGAAGUUAUUUUAUCUGUUAAAUGUCACACUAUGGCCUAAUUCAUAGAAGUAAUUAUGAACAGAUAAUUGCUGAAGAAGUCAUAUUCCAGUUUUCACAUUUAUUCACCAAAUUCAGAAAUGGCAAGUAAUUUUUGUUUUGCUUUUCUAAGACAUUGCUAUACCUAUCUACAAUAUAAAAUAAAAAGACACCUAUCAAUUCAUCCCAACUUA